Molecule: messenger RNA, 738 nt
Organism: Trypanosoma cruzi
Lineage: Eukaryota; Euglenozoa; Kinetoplastea; Trypanosomatida; Trypanosomatidae
Product: phosphomannomutase, putative
Exons: 1
Coding region: 1-738 (245 amino acids)
Biological process (GO): GDP-mannose biosynthetic process; protein N-linked glycosylation; mannose metabolic process
Cellular component (GO): cytosol
Molecular function (GO): phosphomannomutase activity
Source: RefSeq, a predicted model, not a curated record
AUGAAAAAGGUUCUUUUGCUCUUUGAUAUUGACGGGACGCUGACCCCGCCGAGGCUCUCUCAGCCAGAUGAGGUUCGGGAAGUGAUUCGGCGUGCAAAAAGUGCGGGAUUUACAGUUGGGACAGUGGGUGGAUCGGAUUUGGCUAAGCAGAUUGAACAACUCGGAGAGGAUGUUUUUCAACAGUUUGACUACGUGUUUGCUGAAAAUGGUUUAUUGGCAUAUAAGCAUGGGAAAGAAAUUCAUCGUCAAAACCUCCUUAAAGAACUUGGAAACGAGCGCAUCGUGAAGUUUGUGAGAAGAGCCCUGCGUCUCCUUUCUGAGCUUGAUAUUCCUGUUCAAAGGGGCACAUUCAUUGAAUACAGGAAUGGAAUGAUAAAUGUCUGUCCAAUUGGUCGCAACUGCACGCAAUCGGAAAGAGAUGAAUUUGAGGUAUAUGACAAAGAGCAUCACGUCCGUGAAAAACUCAUCAAGGAACUUCAGAACUCUUUUCCUGAUUACGGCUUAAAGUAUUCAAUUGGAGGCCAGAUUAGCUUUGAUGUCUUUCCAGUUGGAUGGGACAAAAGCUAUUGUCUGCGUUUUGUGGAAAAUGAUUUUGACGAAAUUCAUUUUUUUGGUGAUAAAACACAUGCUGGUGGCAAUGAUUAUGAAAUUUACACUGACAAAAGAAUCAUUGGACACGCCGUAAAGUCAUACAAAGACACUGUUGAUGAAGUCAACAAGUUGAUUUCUUCUAAAUAA